Messenger RNA from Talaromyces stipitatus ATCC 10500, 1507 nucleotides. Its product is annotated as ribose-phosphate pyrophosphokinase, putative. Bases 455 to 1207 code for a protein of 250 amino acids. The transcript is spliced from 8 exons. The record is from RefSeq and is a predicted model, not a curated record. Gene Ontology annotation, biological process: 5-phosphoribose 1-diphosphate biosynthetic process; purine nucleotide biosynthetic process; ribonucleoside monophosphate biosynthetic process. Gene Ontology annotation, molecular function: ribose phosphate diphosphokinase activity; magnesium ion binding. NCBI's taxonomy places the organism in Eukaryota, Fungi, Ascomycota, Eurotiomycetes, Eurotiales, Trichocomaceae. Gene Ontology annotation, cellular component: ribose phosphate diphosphokinase complex; cytoplasm.
ACACAUUCCAGUCUCAGUUGUGGUAUAACAGCAAUUGGAUCCAGGAUUUUAUGGACGCUACAUCCUCAUAUUGUCCCGUAUGUGGAUGACCGCAGUAGAGCACGCCACACCUCGCCAGUCAUCAAAUACUCUAGCGGAAAUCCAACGCAUAAAUCUUGAAGGAGCCUUUCCGAGGGAACCAUGAAUGAAAUCAAGUUGAUUUCCGGGACAUCCCAUCCCGAUCUCAGUGCAAAGGUUGCAGACCGGCUUGGCAUCAGUCUGACAAAUACCCUUUGUCAACCCUCUUCCAUUGGGGAAAUUAGCGUCAGUAUCGGAGAGUCGGUCCGAGGUGAUGAUGGUACGCUUCUUUGACGCGGGGUCGAAAACUUCCUCGCUCUUUCCAGCUCCUGAUUAAUGUCUCAAUGAAGUUUAUAUUCUGCAAUCCACCGCUCCUGGAACUGUCAACGAUGGACUCAUGGAGCUACUUAACCUGAUACACGCCUGCCGUACUGCAUCAGCACGGUCUAUUACUGCUGUAAUCCCAAAUUACCCCUACGCACGGCAGGAUAAGAAAGACAAAUCGCGCGCCCCAAUCUCUGCGCGAUUGGUGGCAAAUAUGCUGCAGUCAGCAGGGACUACACAUGUCAUUACCAUGGAUUUGCAUGCCUCGCAAAUUCAGGGCUUCUUCAACGUGCCCGUUGAUAACCUGUUCGCUGAGCCGUGUGUCUUGGAUUGGGUAAAGAGAAACGUUGAUGCUAGUAACUGUGUUAUUGUCUCGCCGGAUGCUGGUGGUGCGAAGCGAGUAGCAAGUUUGGCUGACAGACUAGGGGUUGGCUUUGCUCUCAUUCAUAAAGAACGACCACGACCAAAUGUCGUGGGACGCAUGAUUUUGGUUGGAGACGUUUCCAAUAGAACUGCUAUUCUCAUUGAUGAUAUGGCAGAUACUUGUGGAACACUUGCAAAGGCGGCCUCGACACUUGAAGAGCAUGGCGCAAGAGAAGUUUAUGCCAUUGUGACUCACGGGGUUUUGAGCGGGUCAGCGAUUGAGACGAUCAAUAACUCUUGCCUGUCCGGCUUGGUUGUCACCAAUACUGUUCCAUUGGGCGACAAAAUUGCACGAUGCCCGAAAAUUAAGGUUAUUGAUGUUUCAGGAGUUUUAGCUGAGGCUGUACGAAGAACUCACAACGGCGAAUCCGUUUCAUAUCUAUUCAACAACGUCUCAUAUUGAGCAUCACUCGAGGAUGUGGUUGAGCACGCAUUUCGCUGAUUCGGCUCAGGGAAUCAUAAAAGGUAGCUUGCUAUUUGUCUCAUUAGCGUGCGGAUGCUUUUAGAAUGCACGUACUCAAUCAAUACGGGACCUGAAAUGAUCAGUGGAGCCAAGUAUAGGAAAUUCCUAAAAGGGGUAGCGAAUUGCUUGGGAUUUUGCUCACACGUUCUCGGUACAUUUUACCCAAGCUUCCUUGGUUUUAUACACCGAACAUGUGUGGAAAUGCCAUCGUAAUGAAAGAUCUCGCCUGAUUUAGAUAAG